Caenorhabditis auriculariae is the source of this 633-nucleotide messenger RNA. NCBI's taxonomy places the organism in Eukaryota, Metazoa, Nematoda, Chromadorea, Rhabditida, Rhabditidae. The record is from the annotation of a GenBank genome assembly.
AUGGACUCGGACACGCUUGACGUACUGAAAGAAUCUCUCGCACAGAAGAUUCAAGCAUUCGAUUCUCUCCUUGGAAAUCAAGCAGGUAUGCAAAAUCUCUAAACUUUCUUUGAUAACAAUGUUAAAGAGAGUACUCCUAUUUGAUUAAUUUAAAAAUUUUCCUAAAGCUAUCAAAAUAUUUUGUGUUUAGUGCGCGGGCAUCUCGAUACAUCCUUCCGCUCGCCGAACGUGGAUGCAGUAUGUUUCUUUUUCUAUUAUUCCGCUAACAAUAACAUAUAAUAAUUGAUCAAUCAAUGUGAAAGUGUAUAUAUAAUCAUCUAAGGAUAGAAUAUUGUAUUUAGCGCUCCUCAAUUAAAUCCCUCCUGCUUCGACUGCACCGACAGGUCCAUGCCGCCUGCGUUCUCGCUGAUGUUUGUCAUUUGGGUACGUUUGCCUUUUGGUUUUUAAAACAUUUUAAGAAUACAUAUCCAACUAUUUCGAUUACAGCCAUGUAUUUAUUUAUUUUUUUGUUUUAUAGGGCCGGCACCCAGCGCUGAGGAGCAGAAUGUGCUGGCAGAGGUGAAGAAUGGGCUCUACCUUUUGGACGAAGCUAUCACACCGCUAUCCUCACUUGAGGGAUCUUCCACAGUAUAG